Messenger RNA from Meriones unguiculatus (Mongolian gerbil), 4977 nucleotides. RefSeq names its product solute carrier family 25 member 45 (gene Slc25a45). Gene Ontology annotation, cellular component: mitochondrion. Gene Ontology annotation, biological process: transmembrane transport. The record is from RefSeq and is a predicted model, not a curated record. Gene Ontology annotation, molecular function: transmembrane transporter activity. The transcript has 6 exons. The coding region runs from base 3400 to 4266 and encodes 288 amino acids. Lineage: Eukaryota; Metazoa; Chordata; Mammalia; Rodentia; Muridae.
GGAAAACCAAAAACGAGGGCGCGAGCUGUGCGGCUACCGCUCCGUGUGACUUGAUGGGCCCCUCUCUGAAAUGGAGAUGCUUGCUUGGGACCCACAGGGUGUUGGGCGUUGGAUGGUGUUGAUUCCUCCCGGUAGUGUCCUGAAGGCCCGAAGGACGUCUGGCUUUUGAUCUUGGACAGGAGUCGGGGCCCUGGACAAGUCCCUUGCCCUCUAGAUCUGUGUUGUGAGAAGAUUGGACUAAAUGGCUCUCAAUAAUCCCUUUCACCCUCCAAUUUUGUUGUGUACGUUUGAAACACCAGGACUUGCUGUCCUUCCAGGGCGCAGCCACAUAAGCCUGGCUGUGUUAGACACAUAGCCUCCAAGAUCUCGAGGUUCUAGGCUACGAAGAGGCAUUGUGGUUCCCAAAGUUGUUUCACCGCUUUGUCCUGACAAACCUCCAUAUGUGUGCCCAACCAUGUGUGUGCCUAUGGCUUUGAAUGUGUGGAGAAAAACAAGUCCAUGGGCCAUACACAAGUCACGUGAACCAGAGCUUGUUCCAGGUGGCAACAGUGGCUUGGAGAUCAGGAGCAACGGUGACGUGGGUUCUCUUUGCACCUGGUUUCCUAGCUGGAAAGCAGAUGUUAGCUCCUGGCCUGUCUUCACUGUUUGUUUUUGUUUUGUUAAGCUUUUUAAUUUAAUUCAUUUAGAGCCAAACUUGCAGGCACACGAAUCUUUAAUCCCAGCAGAGGGAGACAGAGGCAGGUAGGGCUAAGUGGUGAGACCCUGUAUUGAGAAAAGCAAAAAACAAGCAGAACUAUAGUAGGUGGGCCAGACAUAGUGGCAAAUGCCUGUCAUCCUAGCACUUGGAUGUUGGAGGCAGGAAGAUCAGCAGCCAGCAGCAAAGUCAGCCUGGGCUGUGUCUCAAAAAAAACAAAAAAACGAAAUAACAAUAGCACAUAUUACAAAAGGCCACAGUAUUGCUGUAGGAGAUACGAACCAUGACAGGGGAACACCUUCAGUUCCUGCUUAGCUACUAUGUGCUGGAUGGGCCAAGUCCUUUCCUGGGGGUUAUGGGCUCUAUGAAUGGAAUCAAGAGGAUUAGUAGCUACCAUUUAUGUAUGCUGGAUGCCUUAAACAUUCUGUGUGUGUGUGUGUGUGUGUGUGGUGCUGAGGGUUAAACCCACGACCUCGCACAGGUGAACCAAACAGUCUACUUCUGAGCUUCACCUGAGAGAAAAAUGUGGGAUUCUUUUAUCUUUCUCUGCCGUUUCAUCGCUGCCUCUUGUUCCCCACUUUUUGGUCUUUUCCUUCCCCAUCUAUUCUCCCUUCUAUUUUCCUGUCCUGUGGGGGAUGUGUGCGUGCGUGUGCGUAUGUCUGCGUGUGUGCAUGUGUAUUACGCGUACGUACACUUACUCUAGAAUCUGAAGAUGGCUUUGUGAGGAAGCGUGCCUACCCCAUUCCUGACAACCCAGGUUGACUGCAGGUACCUGGAGCCACAACACUUCUGCAGCCAAUUCAGGGGAGGAGAUGAGUCACCUGAAAGCUGGCAGAUCCCGUUCAGCGUGAGGAAUAAAAAAAGAACUGCUUUAACACCCACCGUGGGAGGCGGGGACCAGCGCCCCAAAGCUGUCCUCUGCUUUCCAGAUGAGUGCUGUGGCAAACAUAUGCAUGUUCUUAGUCUCUGAAACACCAGUCAACUGAUUAAUGACUUUAAAAAGAUGUAUUUAUUUUACAUAGGACAUGUACCUACACGCCAGAAGAGGGCAUCAGAUCCUAGGAUAGACUGGUUGGGAGCUAGCAUCAGCUGCUGGUAAUUGAGUUCAGGAACUCUGGAAGAGCAGACAGUGCUCUUCACCUCUGAGCUACCUUUCCAGCACCUACAUUUUAAAUUUUAGAUUCUGCAAAUGAGAGAAAAUGUGAAAAUGGUCUUUCUGAGGUUGGGUUGUUUUAUAGAGCAUGGUGAUCUCCUAUUUCUAUCCAUUUUCUUGCAAGUGGCAUCGUUCUGUUGUCCUCUGUACCUUAAAACUUCAUUGAGUAUAUGUCCCAUGUGUCUUUGUCCACUCCUCUGUUGAUGGGCUUUUUCAUUCUUCUUGCCACUGAUGCUAUCCCUGACCUUCCUAUUCAUGUACCCAUUCAUCACUCAUUAGCAAGUAUUACGUCCAGCCUGUAUCACAUCCUCUAAUCCUUUAAGCACGUAAGUGGAUAAAGCAGCCACAGGCCCUUGAUUGCACAGACAGCCAAUAUAAGCCAAUAUAAGACAGCUGCAUAUAAAAGGGCAGAGACAAGCAGGAGGAUAAAGGAGAGGAAGACCCUGGGAGAGAGAGGUGCAGACUGCCAGUGACUGCAAUUGUCUCCGGGAUGACUUGGGAGGCCUCGCUAGGAAGGUGAUGUUUCAGCCCCAGUUUGAAGGAGACAAGAGAGAGUUUGUCCAGGGAGAGGAAGUAAAGCCAAGUCGGCUUUAGGGCCUCAGGGCUGAGAGCUCUUUUUUUUUCCCCCAGUGAAGCAGGAAGCAGGACAUGAGGUCAGAGGAGAAGGGCGGUACUGUGAGGAGGGCUCGGAGAGUGUAGAAGAGAUUGUCUCUUACUUUUUGAUUUUUAAGGAAAGGAAAUUUACUGGUUGCAGUUCCAAAAUCUAGGCCCCGGCAUCUGCUCAGGGCCUCCUUGCUCCAUCAUCCCAAGGCAGAGGCACAGGCCAGGAGAGCAGGAUUUUGGUUUGGACGGAGUAGCGCCCGGCCAGCACACAGUCAAAAGCCCAUUGUUCUUCCCCUGGGGAAGAGGAGGCUGCGGUUCUGACUUAUGCCUGUAAACAACUCUGGAGAGAGCAGACAAACAGGCUUCAGGGCCUGGUGAGUCACUUCUGGGGGCCGGGCCCUCUUUUUCGGGUUGUUUCUCCUCCCGCCCUAGGCUCAGGUGGCUCCUGCAGGCCACUGCGGCCCAGGACUGCCACCUGGUGGCCACGUUCUGACUUGACGCAGCCUCACAGCUUGUCAGGGUGGGUGAGGCCUGGGUUCUAUGGGAAUGAAUGGGAACUUGCUAUAAACUUGCUGGUCAGGCAGGGCCCUGAUCCCUACUCACUGGGGCAGUCUUGGAGACGCUUGCCAAGCCAGGACUCAGUUGCCAUCCUCUGUCACACAGCGUGGUUGUCACCAUCCAGGCACAGGACUCAGGUUAGCUGUGGCUGUCAACCUGCCCCUAGAGAUUCCAUACUUCUCAGGCCUCUUCAGUCUCAGGGUCACUGACAUUGGCUCACUCUCGCUAAUGGUUGCCUGAGGUCUGGGCACUGGGCCACCACUCACCCUCCAGCCAGGGUUAAACAUUAGUGGGAGGUUUAUCGGGUUCGGAAAGGGGGUGGGGAAGCGUACUCGCAACAGUCUCCUCGGCGGCCCUGCCUGGAGCACCAGUUCCCACCCGAACCUAUACAAUGCCUGUGGAGGAGUUUGUGGCCGGCUGGAUCUCCGGAGCUGUAGGCCUGGUCCUGGGGCACCCGUUUGACACUGUAAAGGUGCGGUUACAGACCCAGAACACAUACCAGGGCAUUGUGGACUGCGUGGUGAAGACCUACCAUCAUGAGUCGGUCCUGGGCUUCUUCAAGGGGAUGAGCUUCCCCAUUGCCAGCGUAGCCCUGGUCAACUCCGUCCUGUUCGGAGUGUACAGCAACACGCUGCUGGCGCUCACAGCCACCUCCCACCAGGAGCGGCGGGCCCAGCCACCCAGCUAUACAAACAUCUUCAUAGCAGGCUGUACUGGGGGCCUCCUGCAGGCCUACUGCCUGGCUCCUUUUGACCUCAUCAAAGUCCGCCUACAAAACCAGACAGAGCCAAGGAUGCAGAUAAGGAGCUCUGAACCCCGAUACCGGGGUCCUGUGCACUGUGCAGCCUCCAUCUUGAGAGAAGAAGGACCCCAGGGACUGUUCAGAGGAUCGUGGGCCCUGGUGCUGAGGGACACCCCGACAUUGGGAAUGUACUUUGUCACCUAUGAAGGGCUCUGUCGUCAGUAUACACCAGAAGGCCAGAAUCCCAGUUCAGCCACAGUACUGGUGGCAGGGGGCUUUGCAGGCAUAGCCUCCUGGAUCACAGCCACACCUUUCGACGUGAUCAAGUCCCGGAUGCAGAUGGACGGGCUGAAAGGGAGAAAGUACCGGGGCAUGCUGGACUGUAUGGCAAGCAGCUUCCAGCAAGAGGGAAUAGGGGUCUUUUUCAAGGGCAUGACCCUCAAUAGUGCCCGUGCCUUUCCUGUCAAUGCUGCCACCUUCCUGAGCUACGAAUAUCUUCUGCGCUUGUGGAGAUGAACCUGGCAGGCGAUUCCAGCAACUCCACAGCAGGAUCAUGGCUGACAGCAGCUUGGAAAGCCAAGCUAAAGCACCCAGCUUGCAGGUACAAACCAAGAGGUGCCUUGUAUCACUCAAAGAGUUAUGGAGCCAAAGUGCAAGAAACCAAUGAGCCUGGUCCUGUGCAGACUCCAAGACACACCCAUUCCCACCCACCUCACCACAAGGGAUGCUUCCCAGGAAGCAGGGGCACACACGAGGCAUAAAUAAAUCACUGAAGGGACCAGUCCACUGGCCUGGCCCCGCCCAGCCCUGGGGUUCAGACCAUCCCCCUGGCCAGGAGAAUGUCUUCUGCCUCUCCAUUACCUUCAGGGAAACCCAGGUCCCAGCUCCUGGCUGUCCUGCCCAUUAGGUGUUCCUCUCUCUUGUCACUUCCUGCUGUGGUCCCUCAUGUGCCCAGAGUGCUGUGGCGUGUUGUUAUUGUCCCUCCAGUGGCCCACUCUCCCCCAAGAUCUGAGAGGCAGAGCUCUGACUCUGGGGCCCUCCCAGACCCUCUGUGCUGACUGUGGGGUGCCCAGCAACCCAGCCCUCCUGUCUACCUCAGUCACAGCUGUGUGCAGUGCUUCACGGUUACUUUUUCGCUCCUCUGAGUUGGUCUGUGCGAGUCUGGUGGGCAAGGCUAUACUUCUGUCUCUUGAAUGUGCAUGCAAUAAAGUUUCAUUUGAUGCAGUA